Molecule: messenger RNA, 1410 nt
Organism: Daktulosphaira vitifoliae (grape phylloxera)
Lineage: Eukaryota; Metazoa; Arthropoda; Insecta; Hemiptera; Phylloxeridae
Product: unconventional myosin IC-like
Exons: 6
Coding region: 160-975 (271 amino acids)
Cellular component (GO): myosin complex
Molecular function (GO): cytoskeletal motor activity
Source: RefSeq, a predicted model, not a curated record
GUUCAACAAAAAAUCUCAACACUAUUAUCUAAACAUUUUUGUUCGUGGUAUAAAUAAAAAGUAUACACUUUUUAAAAAUAUUUUACCAUUUUAACUAUGACAAUAUAAAAAGUUGAAACAUCAUUUCAUUCAGUAUACUCGCAAAGACAAUUGUUUAUUAUGCGUAAAAAUAAUUUUGUUUGUAAACGUACCACAUUUAUCAUAAACACCCGCAGACUUUUUUUACGAAAUAUCACUCAAACAAUACCAAGGAUUGCUACUCAAAAUGAUUGGCCUAAAAGAAUAUUUAACCAUGCUACAAAUAAAUUAAAGACGUUACAUAAAAUAUGGUUAAAAAAAAAAUUCAAAAUUAAAACAAAUUCGAAAAGAAGAAAACAGAUUGAAAUAAAAUUAUUAGCUGAAACUUUAUUUAAAGAUAAAAAAUGUAGUUACAAUCAAAAUCAAACGCAAUUAUUCUUUUCAAACGAACGAUUGAGUUCUGCUGAAAAGCUCUUAAAGACUUUAUUUAUGCGAGUAAUUGAAAAAGAAAAAUAUAUAUAUGGAACCAGAUUAAUUAAAUUUGAUCGAAAAGGAUAUAAAAGAAGAACUCGAAUUUUAAUUCUAACAAACAAGAAUCUUUAUUUAAAUAAAAUUAAAAAAACCAAGUAUAAGAUUGUUGAUAAAAUACCACUUGUUUAUAUAAAUAAAUUUGACAUAACUUCAGGAAAAGAUAAUUUUUUACUAAUAAAAAUAUCUUCUAAUUAUAAACAAACUAAAGGUGAUUUAAUAUUAGAAAUUCCUUACUUAAUAGAAUUUGUUACACAAUUUGUAAGAAUAUCAAAAAAUGCUUCUAUAUUGAAUAUAAAUAGAAUUAAUGUUACUAAAAAAAUGACACAUAAUAUUAGAGGAUCAAAAAGUGGUACAAUCGAAUUUAAAGAAAAUACUAUAUCAAGCAUUUUAAAAGGAAAAAACCAAAAUCUCAUUGUUAGUGGAUAAAUUAACCUUGAAACUUAUAAAUGAUUUUGCUGAAAAAUAACAUAAACAAAAGAAUAUGUUGAUUUAUAAAUAGAAUAUGUUUCAAAAUGAUCAUAUUGACUACUAGAUAUAAUAGUCAUUGCCUUGGAUUUAUGAAAUUUUUUUAAUUUUGCAAAGCACCCAUUAUAAUACCAUUUUGAGAAAAAAAUGUCAUAUAGCUGAGUUAUAGAAGAUUUGCUUAUGAUUUUUUUUUUCAAUUAGUGCCUAGAUCCUAUAAAUGGUUCAAUCAGCUUUAGCCACAAAUUAUAUUUUAAUUUAAUAUAUUUGAUUAUUUUUUGAGUUUAUAAUUUAGUAAGACUUAGAGAAAAAUUUUUUUAAUAACUUACUUUAAAAAUAGCUAUGCUGUAAUCUUAAUAAUUAUUUUUAAUCAAAAUGUAUGUGUAAAUUGUUUAAGUA